This is a messenger RNA of Cornus florida, 2928 nucleotides long. RefSeq names its product C2 domain-containing protein At1g53590-like. The coding region runs from base 210 to 2114 and encodes 634 amino acids. Lineage: Eukaryota; Viridiplantae; Streptophyta; Magnoliopsida; Cornales; Cornaceae. The record is from RefSeq and is a predicted model, not a curated record. Gene Ontology annotation, molecular function: lipid binding. The transcript has 12 exons.
AACUGUCAACAAGGCCUACGAACAAGUCUCCUUUCGUUUGUACCUAUAUUUUAAAUAUUCUCUCUCUCCUCUCUCUCUCUUCGCCGGACCUUUUCUCAUUAGUCGGCAUAUAUGUAUAUACAUUUAUCAUUAUAUAUAUAUUCAAUAUGGAUAGAUUCUACGUUUGAUUGAUCAAUCUCCAAGUUUUUGUUUGAUGAGAAGAAGAAGAUAUGGGUAUAUUGGAGGCUUCUAUUAUACACCAUGUGGCCAUUGUGUUUCUGGUUUUAUGGUUGCUUUCGUUGUAUAAUUGUUGCGAUUUGGUCAUCUACUUGGCCUCUUUUUUCUAUCUCUAUCUGGUACAUGAUAUAUAUAUGAUGAGAUUACGGAGAAGACUGCAAUUCGAGGAAAGAAAACAGGCUAAUCAAAGACGGGUACUUUCCGACACCGAAACAAUUCGGUGGUUGAACCUUGCAAUUGAAAAGAUUUGGCCAGUUUGUAUGGAGCAGAUUGUUUCGCAGAAAAUUCUCCUCCCAAUUGUACCUUGGUUCUUGCAGAAAUACAAACCAUGGACCGCAAAGGAAGCUGUGGUUCAGACUCUGUACUUAGGUAGAUCUCCACCUAUGUUCACAGAAAUAAGGGCUCUUCGUCAAUCUACCAAUGAUGACCACUUGGUUUUGGAGUUGGGAAUGAAUUUUCACUCUGCAGAUGACAUGAGUGCAAUACUUGCAGUGAAACUAAGGAAAAGAUUGGGUUUCGGGAUGUGGGCAAAGUUACAUUUGACGGGCAUGCACAUUGAAGGGAAGGUCUUGGUUGGGGUGAAGUUCCUUCGUUGUUGGCCUUUCCUUGGCCGUUUGCGAGUAUGCUUUGUUGAGCCACCAUAUUUUCAGAUGACUGUGAAGCCUAUUAUAAAUCAUGGGCUUGAUGUUACGGAACUUCCAGGGAUUGCUGGAUGGGUGGAUAAGAUUCUGGCCCUUGCAUUUGAGCAGACACUCGUUGAGCCCAAUAUGCUGGUUGUUGAUAUGGAGAAAUUCGCUUCACCACAGCCAGAAAAUUGGUUCUCUGUGGAUGAGAAGGAGCCUAUUGCCUAUGGCAUAAUAGAAGUUGUUGAAGGAGCCGACAUGAAGCCAUCAAAUUCGAAUGGAUUGGCUGAUCCAUAUCUGAAAGGCAAACUUGGCCCUUACAGGUUCAGGACUAAAACGCGGAAGAAAACACUGGCUCCAAAAUGGCAUGAAGAAUUCAAGAUCCCCAUUUUUUCAUGGGACUCACCUAAUGUGCUUACCAUUGAAGUUCGUGACAAAGAUCGUUUUGUGGAUGAUGUCCUCGGAGAUUGUUCCAUAAACUUCUGCGAUUUUAAGGAUGGCCAGAGACAUGACAUGUGGUUGUCUCUUCAGAACAUAAAAAUGGGGAGACUGCAUCUUGCAAUAACUGUAGUCGAAGGCAACGGAAAGGCAGAUCAGCUGUGUGACAAUGGAACACCGAACGAUGAAUCUAGAAGAAAUUCCUUCACAAGCGAAGCUGCUCAGAGAGAUUCCUUCUCAUCUGGAUCACCGGAAUGUCCAAAAGUGACAGAUAUAUUUGAACCAAUUGACAUUGAUGGGCAACAAGAGACUGGGAUUUGGGUCCAUCAGCCAGGAAGUGAAGUUACACAAAUUUGGGAGCCUAGAAAACGGAAGAGUAGGCUUCUUGAUACUAAAAUCCAUGGGGAGGAUAGUAGUCCAAUUGAAAGUUUUAGGUCAACGGGAUCUGGAUCCAAUCAGAAUGAAAGCGGCAGCAGCAAUGAUGAAAGUUUGGAGACUAAUAAAGGGCGUCGGAUGAACUCAGUUCGGAAGGGCAUGCAUAAAAUCCGUGCAGCAUUUCACAGGAGUCACAAAAAGGAGGAUAAACCAAAUAGCGUUGUAGAAACGGUUCCAUCCACGGUUCCAUCUCCGGUUCCAUCCCACAGGAGUCACAGAAAGGAGGAUAAAUCGAGUAGCAUUGUAGAGCCGGUUUCAUCAUCUCUAGUUCCAUCUCCAGUGCCAUCUCCACGUGCUGACAUUACAGCAAUCAAUGCAAAGGAGAUUGGACCAGUUCCAUCUCCACAUGUUGACAUUAAGACGAACAAUGCAAAGGAGAUUGGUGCGAAGGACACGACGUAGGGAAACCUUUCUGAAAGCAGAAGGAAUACCUAGUCUUGAGGAAAGUGUCCUGGAGAACCCAAGCAAGGGGCAUGUGAAAGAUAUGGCAAAGAGAAUUCUGAAGCAUCUGGGAAAUAUGCUCGUGGCAUAAAAAAUGAAUUUGUCCAUAGUGGGUCAAGAAUAUCUCAAGUUGAUUCAGGAUCACCUGUGGCAGAGAGGCACUUCUGUUAGAUCUGACCCUUCUUACAAGAAUUUUCUUCCAUCAUCAAUUUAUACCCCUAGAAUUCAAGUGAUUCCAGUUGUCUCCAGUCCUAAAACUAGUUGUAGUAAUGAUUCAUUUAAAUCCAAGGAACAUGAUCAAACGAUGCCUUGUGACCCUGUAGUUAAUAUUGAGGACGCAUCAAAGAAACAGCUCUGAAGGAAAUGGAGAGAGAUUGGUCAAGUAGUCAUCGAAUCCCAAGAAUUCUACGGAGAAUUUAGGAGGUAAAAGAUAGUUUUAUUUAUUUAUUAUUAUCAUAAUUUUUCUUUAAAAGAAAUUUUUGCAGAAAGUAACUGUUAGUGGUUUUACACCAUAAGUUUUCCAUGUGGUGGUGAUUUUGUGAGUAUACUUCUAUUCAUAUCAAUGUAAAUGUAAUCCUGAGAAGUGUCAAACAGCUCUUUUUGUAAAUGUCUGCUGUAAUCUGGAAACUUUUCAGACAUUUAUCAAUAGAAAGGAUUUGGAGUAUUUCCAUAUUUAUCUUGUGUAAUAGAUUAAUCUCAGCGAUGCAGUGGUAGGUUGCUGAGAAGACAGAAGAAGAUAGAUGAGAAUCUGUUAUGUUAGAACAAUUCCUCCAAU